UAAAAAACCGUAGAAGAAGGUGCUCUCCGCUGACAGUCCGCCAUGCUCACCCUGCUGCACCACUGUGGUCGUAACAUACUGACUUUCAGCACAAUUCAGGCAGUAAAUAAAAGUUACUACAGCUCACAGAUGGCUAAGCGCGUGGCCGUGGUGCUGGCGGGCUGCGGAGUUUAUGACGGCAGUGAGAUCCACGAGGCCUCCGCUGUCCUGGUCCACCUGAGCAGAGGAGGUGCGACUGUAAACAUGUUCGCCCCCAACAUUGACCAGAUGCACGUGGUGAAUCACCUGAAAGGCGAACCAUCUGAGGAGAAAAGAAACGUGUUGGUGGAGAGCGCAAGACUGGCCCGUGGAAACAUCCUGGACCUGUCCAAGCUCAGUGUCAAAGACCACGACGCUGUUAUAUUCCCAGGUGGUUUUGGGGCAGCAAAGAACCUGUGCACAUGGGCCGUGCAGGGGAAGGACUGCUCCGUUAAUGACGAGGUGAAGGCUGCGCUGCAGGCGUUCCACGGGGAGGGGAAACCCAUCGGCCUCUGCUGCAUCUCACCUGUCCUGGCUGCCAAGGUGUUCCCCGGCUGUGAGGUCACCGUCGGCAUCGAGAAUGAUGACAAGUAUCCCGACACUGCCGGCACCGCAGCCGCCAUCAACCAGUUGGGCUGUAAGCACGUGAGUAAGAGCGUCAGCGAGAGCCACGUGGACGAGAAAAACAAGCUGGUCACCACCUCCGCUUUCAUGUGCAACGCUCCAAUACACGAGAUAUUUGAUGGGAUUGGAUCGAUGGUGAAGGAUGUGUUGAAACUUGCUUGAUUGUAUUAAUACUCCAAAGAUGGUGGAAAAAGGAAGAAGAGAAUAAGGGCUGUCGUUUUAGAGAGCUUAACAGUAGCACUUCCAGAUAAAAUAUGUUUCUUGUAGUAUUGUGCACUUCAUGGUCUGAUUAAUUUUGCAGAAAUCUAAGACGGACUCAAUGUUAUGGGAUUAUAUUGUGAUGCAGCGGAUCAGUAACAUAAUGGCAAAUGUAACCAUUUAAAAAAAAAAAUCAACAGCAGCUAUUUUAUUGUACAAAAUACACAAUAAAAUAAAAAUUUCAAUUUUUCAGUUCUUUAUUUCUGAUUACAUGGAAGUAAAAAAAUAUGCAUAUAACAUAUUUACAUUAUGAUUCUUCAGGUAAAAAAACCACACUGAAAUAAACAAAGUAGACUUAGAAUGCUGAUUCAUGAUUUACCUAUAACACAAUAAGUGUACAUGACUGUACUAUGGAGGAAAAAAAAACAUUAAGAUGC
This is a messenger RNA of Centropristis striata (black sea bass), 1277 nucleotides long. RefSeq lists its product as uncharacterized. The coding region runs from base 43 to 804 and encodes 253 amino acids. The record is from RefSeq and is a predicted model, not a curated record. NCBI's taxonomy places the organism in Eukaryota, Metazoa, Chordata, Actinopteri, Perciformes, Serranidae. The transcript has 4 exons.